AUGGCGGUUGAUGCAGAACAAGCGAAUGGAGGAGAGAUAAAAGAGAGACAACAAGAGGAGUCUUCUCCUUCUUCUCCGUCUCCUCCACCGGUGGUCGUUCGCAUGCGCAACGCUCGUCCUUCACAGCCAACGCCGACUACAAUCGCUCCGCCCACCGAGCCCAAGUUAGAGAAACUUGAAGAAAUGCCGAUUGGAGCCGCUCAUCAAGCCCUUUCCCGAGGUCUCGAGGUGCUUCAAGAGGGUGAAUGUUCCGAAGAAACUGAGGAGAUCCGAAAACUCGACACUCAAUUAGAUCAUUUGAACGAUUACAUGGGAAAAGUAGAAGAACGCUUGAAGAAACAUAACGAGAAAAUGAUGGAAACCCUUGAACAUCAAAAAGCGGAAAGGGAGAAAAGACGCAGAAGUUUCCACGAGCGAAUGCAAACGAAUCAGCAAGAGGAUGACGAUUUCCAAAAACAAAUGGCCGCCAUUUUGGGACGAGUGAACAAUAUGAGAAAUCGAGCUUCUGUUUACGAUAUUGUCUCUCAAAUGGAGGUGCCGAAAGUGAAUUUGAAUGCCCAA
Molecule: messenger RNA, 561 nt
Organism: Mesorhabditis belari
Lineage: Eukaryota; Metazoa; Nematoda; Chromadorea; Rhabditida; Rhabditidae
Source: the annotation of a GenBank genome assembly